Python bivittatus (Burmese python) is the source of this 927-nucleotide messenger RNA. The record is from RefSeq and is a predicted model, not a curated record. Lineage: Eukaryota; Metazoa; Chordata; Lepidosauria; Squamata; Pythonidae.
UCUCGAGUUUAUGUAGCAGAAGUCAGUCAAGAUCUUGUACAGCAGACAAAAGAAAAACUUGAAAACAGCCCCUGUAAAGAGCUGUUCUCACCCUGUGUGAAGUCUGUUCAUGAGUACCUAAGCGGAGUACCUUUUCAAGAAUACUCAGAAAGCAUGUAUUUUGGCAGAUUUCUCCAAUGGAAAUGGCUAGAAAGACAACCAGUGACGAAAAACACAUUUAGGCAAUACAGGGUAUUAGGAAAAGGUGGUUUUGGAGAGGUAUGUGCAUGCCAAGUACGAGCAACUGGGAAAAUGUAUGCAUGCAAAAGAUUAGAGAAAAAAAGAAUAAAGAAGAGGAAAGGUGAAUCCAUGGCCCUAAAUGAAAAGCAGAUUCUAGAAAAAGUCAAUAGUCAGUUUGUAGUCAAUCUAGCCUAUGCCUAUGAAACAAAGGAUGCACUUUGCUUAGUUCUAACCAUAAUGAAUGGGGGAGACCUGAAAUUCCAUAUCUAUAAUAUGGGAAACCCAGGCUUUGAAGAAGAAAGAGCUUUGUUUUAUGCUGCAGAGAUUCUUUGUGGCUUAGAAGACCUGCACAGGGAAAACACAGUGUACAGGGAUUUGAAGCCAGAAAAUAUCCUGUUAGAUGAUUAUGGCCACAUCAGAAUAUCUGAUUUGGGUCUAGCUGUUAAAAUUCCUGAAGGUGACUCCAUCCGUGGACGAGUAGGAACAGUUGGUUAUAUGGCCCCAGAAGUCUUGAAUAACCAGCGAUACACACUUAGCCCUGAUUACUGGGGAUUAGGCUGCUUAAUCUAUGAAAUGAUUGCAGGACAGUCACCCUUUCGAGGAAGGAAAGAGAAGGUGAAGCGGGAAGAGGUAGACAGGAGAGUCUUGGAGACUGAAGAGGUGUAUUCCCAUAAAUUCUCUGAAGAAGCAAAGUCUAUCUGUAAAAUG